Molecule: messenger RNA, 1679 nt
Organism: Carya illinoinensis
Lineage: Eukaryota; Viridiplantae; Streptophyta; Magnoliopsida; Fagales; Juglandaceae
Product: protein PAM71-homolog, chloroplastic
Exons: 10
Coding region: 227-1294 (355 amino acids)
Biological process (GO): Golgi calcium ion transport; Golgi calcium ion homeostasis; manganese ion transmembrane transport
Cellular component (GO): chloroplast; Golgi apparatus
Molecular function (GO): manganese ion transmembrane transporter activity; calcium ion transmembrane transporter activity
Source: RefSeq, a predicted model, not a curated record
UCCAUUACACACGUGGCAGCCUGCAAGAACCCCCCACCCUGAAAAAUCUACCAUCUAAGAACUUGCUGCUCAACUGGGUAAAACGGGAUUUCUUCAAUUCAUCUGCAGAUUGAUUCGAAUCGCAGAACCUGCGGUACUAAGAAGAGACAGAGAGUUGUUGAGAUUAUGAAGUGUGUGGAGAUGAAAUUGUAAGAACAGUCUUUAAGGAAAAAGAAAGAGACAAAAAAUGAAGGGGUUGGUGCUUCAUACACCUUUCAUUGCCAGUGGGAAAAAGCUUCCUUUGUUAGCUCUGGUAGACGCACUACCAUCCUCUGCCAGCAUUUGUAGAAAGAACAUCUCACCCUCGCCCUCGUUAAGAUGUAGAGGAAUAUCAAGGCCGAGCUUGGCAUGUGGCAUGGUCAGAGCCCAAGCAUCAAAUGUUAGCAUCGGAUCUGAGGGGUAUGACGGCCGGGGGGAAGAGGACAACAAAAAGAUAUUCUCCAAUGGUCCACCCAAUGAUAAUUCAUCUGAAAUUGAGAGGCAUCAAAAUCGAAUACCUUAUCCUCUCUCUAUAGCUCUUGUGCUAUUUGGAUGUGGUUUAGUGUUUGCACUGGUUGCAUUUGUGAAAGGAGGACCUUCAUCACUUUUAGCAGCAAUUUCAAAGUCUGGAUUCACUGCUGCAUUCAUGUUGAUAUUUGUGUCUGAAAUUGGAGACAAGACAUUCUUCAUUGCGGCGCUCUUGGCCAUGCAAUACGACAAAGGACUGGUUUUGUUCGGUUCAGUUGGUGCUCUUGCACUUAUGACAGUUCUAUCAGUUGUAAUUGGACUGAUAUUCCAUUCAGUGCCUGCUCAAUUUAAGACCACAUUGCCAAUUGGAGAAUAUGCAGCGGUAGCUCUUUUGUUAUUCUUUGGCCUUAAAUCUAUUAAAGAUGCAUGGGACCUUCCUGCAAAUGCAGUUCAAAGUGGUGACAAGAGCAGCCCUGAACUCGAUGAAUAUGUUGAAGCUGAGGUGCUUGUGAAAAAAAAGGUGUCAAAACGGCUCUCUAAUCCGCUUGAAAUUGUCUGGAAGUCAUUCAGCCUUGUAUUCUUUGCUGAAUGGGGAGACCGCUCUAUGCUUGCAACAAUUGCUCUUGGUGCCGCACAGUCCCCAUGGGGUGUGGCAGGUGGAGCCAUCGCGGGACACCUAAUUGCAACGUCUAUGGCUAUUCUAGGUGGUGCCUUUCUCGCUAACUACAUUUCUGAAAAGAUGGUUGGCUAUUUGGGUGGAGUACUUUUCCUAGUUUUUGCUGCAGCCACACUUUUCGGAGUAUUCUGAUGAAGUAUUUGGAAGCCACGAUAGAGGGAAAUGGGAGAGAGACGGAGAGUUCUUAGCUCAACCAGAGUGGAACACCGCAAUACGCAGAGACCAUGCAAAACAAUGCAUAUAUUAUUAUUCUCAGCAAGGCUCAACGUUGAUGGUUUGGCUUGUUAGGGAGGUGUUUGUAAGAUGAUCAUGAUCUUGAGAAUUCCGGGUGAUGUUAGAAAGACCAUUUUGUACUGAGAUUUCUUUUUUCGGACCCCCAGCAUCGGUAAAAUCCAACGAAUGAGGAGCCGCUGGUCUUCUCCAUCAUUUUUUCAUUGCCUUGGUAGCUAUUAUAAAAUGACAGAACCUAUUAAUGUUAUAAAUCGUGAAAAAUAUUAUUUAUUAUCUUUUAUAAUUA